AAUUCUGCGUAAGGAGGGCGUUAAAAUUCAGCGUCAGUUUGUUCGCGGAGAAACGAGCGUCAGGUAGAGCGCAGCUUCAAAUUCACAACAUGUGCCUUUAUUGGCGUCUACACAGCGUGUGUUAAAGCACUGGUUCCAGCAGAAGCCCCUGGACGCAGCACGAGAGGAGGUGAAGGAGGGAAACGAACACCGUGAUGAAGUCUGAAAACACAAGCUCACAAAUGUGGACCGAGGUGAAAAACAAUAGCGACACUCGAAACAGCUCGAAGAUGGUUGACCCAGAUCUUCCACGACAGCUUUUACACGCUGUUCAGCAGAGGAAUGGUUCAACAACAGCCGUAACUCAUCCUUCCAGCACAGAGGAGCCUCUAACCCAGAGCAGUGGGAUCAUCCCAGGUGAGAAUCACUCUGACCACAAUCAUGUCAAGUCUGUACAGAUCCAGGAGCCGAUUUGUAAGACAUGCCACCUUGAGUCAACAGCGAACAAAGACCACUUACUUCAGUUGCAAUUCACAAAUAAAAUUGGAGCCACGUUACACCACCAACGGCAAACACGGUCUGAAAACAUCUUAUUUGGCAGGUCAUUUUAGCACAUGACUGAGAACGAAGUUGUAAGGGCGUCUUUAAGGUCACUGCAUCAAUUUAAUCCAUCAGAAAGGCACUCCUUUAGAAACAAGACUUGCUUGCUUUAGAGCUCACAUAUGAGUGGCAGCCAGUAGGACACUUCCUCAUGUUUUUAACACUGUAGAGGGAACGUUGAUGUGCGUUGAUAGGACAUUGGGGCACCAGGGGCCCCCUCUGUGUAUGCCACUGGGAAAAAAGGAAAUGUUUCUGACAAUUUUAGUGCCAUUUCUGUAACACCACCACCAACAGAUUCUGCUAAUUAUUUAGAGACCAAAAAAUAAUUUCCUGUGACCCAAAUGUGGGUCCCGACCCAAUCUCUUAACCGUCAUGUUGUAUUGGAAAGUACAUAAACCAGAUUACUUCAGUGUUGACAACUCACUUUAUUUGUAUUUUUUGUGUGUGUGUGUGUAAUUGUGUUGUCUGACUAUUUAUGUAAAAGAAAUCAACAAACUGAAAGUAGACAUGCCGAUCAAAGCCCUUAUCUUUGUCUCUCUACCUGCCAAACUACUGAACAGGCCAGCAAAUGAAAACCACACCCACUGGCCACUGCUCUCAUCAACUUAUCAUAAAACACUGUGUAUGCAGCUUAGAUAAACUGGUCCCAACACAAACUAAAUAUUAGACUAGUGUGUAAUAUUUCUUUUGUUAUUUAGUUGGGAUGUAAGAAAAUACUGCAAUAUUUUACAACAUGAUACUGUAUUGUUUCUUUGAAGCGCCAUAUGCGUAAGCUGUGUGUGUUUUUCCCUCGUAUAUUUAAGCCUGCCACACGAUUGUGUAGUGGUUAGCACUCUUGCCUUUGCAGCUAGAAGACCUGGGUUGGAAAGAGGGCCUUUCUGCAUGGAGUUUGCAUUUUUCUGUGUGCGUGGGUUUUCUUC
This is a messenger RNA of Solea senegalensis (Senegalese sole), 1499 nucleotides long. RefSeq lists its product as uncharacterized. The record is from RefSeq and is a predicted model, not a curated record. Bases 195 to 590 code for a protein of 131 amino acids. Lineage: Eukaryota; Metazoa; Chordata; Actinopteri; Pleuronectiformes; Soleidae. The transcript is spliced from 3 exons.